Molecule: messenger RNA, 720 nt
Organism: Exophiala mesophila
Lineage: Eukaryota; Fungi; Ascomycota; Eurotiomycetes; Chaetothyriales; Herpotrichiellaceae
Exons: 4
Coding region: 1-720 (239 amino acids)
Molecular function (GO): hydrolase activity
Source: RefSeq, a predicted model, not a curated record
AUGAACCGAGAUAGACUACCGAUUCAACCGCAAGAAGGUCUAGAAAUCGAAGAGUCCAAUGUCACCGCUCGUGAUGGUUAUCCAAUUCGAGUACGCACAUAUCGCAAGACAGGUGCUUCUGCUUUACCCCUUUUCAUCUACAUCCAUGGCGGAGGAUUUGUCACUGGAGGUCUCGAGACAGACGAUCGGUACUGUCGCAAGAUCGCGGCAGAAGUCGAUGUCAUGGUUCUCAGCAUCGAAUAUCGACUAGCGCCGGAACACAAGUUUCCAACUGGGUUCGAGGAUUGUUUUGAUGUAUUGAAAUGGGUGGUUCGACCCGAGUCUCAAGAGCAGCUCCAAGUUGAUUUGACCAAAGGAUUCGUCCUCGGGGGAACAUCUGCUGGAGGCAACUUUACAGCUGGAAUAGCUCAUCUCGCGCGAGAUCAGGGUAUUGCCCCUCGAUUGACCGGGUUGGUGUUUCUGGCAUCUAGCUUCUGCCAUCCUGAAGUCCGCCCUGCUCAGUACAGGGAUCGGAUUCUGAGUAUUGAUGAGGUGUAUGACGCGCCAGGCUUGUCACGUAAGAGUAUCGAGUAUUUUGCAGAAAAGUAUGGUGCUCCAUUCUCAGACAAGCGAUAUUCACCCCUUUUGUUCGACUCUCACGCGGAUCUUGCAAAGAAGGCGUUAUUCUCAGGCUUCCUCAUGGAUUCUGGACCACAUGUCCUCUACUCCCAGUAUCUUUAA